Molecule: messenger RNA, 2433 nt
Organism: Cervus elaphus (red deer)
Lineage: Eukaryota; Metazoa; Chordata; Mammalia; Artiodactyla; Cervidae
Gene: ANXA9
Product: annexin A9
Exons: 14
Coding region: 499-1977 (492 amino acids)
Cellular component (GO): cytoplasm
Molecular function (GO): calcium ion binding; calcium-dependent phospholipid binding
Source: RefSeq, a predicted model, not a curated record
GUGGUCCCAACCCAGCCCCGCAGAGAAGGCAGUGCACAAAGCCUCCUGUGUCAGGACCGAACUGCUGAGAGGCCAGCGGAGUUCUCUUGUUUGGGCUGAGGCCAGGUCCUGGGAGGAGAGAUGCUGUAGGGAGGUGUUUGCAUGUGGGACACGGCACAGCCUGGUCCUCUCCCACAGUUGGGAGGGGCCAGAGCCCGAGGACGGCGGGGCUGGUCUGCUGCAGAGGUCAUCUGACUGGCUGUUCAGCUUGGGCGGCACAAGCCGCUGUCCUGUCCCAGGCCACACUGGAGCUGGUGCCCACACAAGGCACCACACCAGGCUCUGACGACACCCACUUCGCCCCCAGCACCUCUGGGUACCCAUGUACCCACAAGAACACACACUCACCUCAGCUCAGAGACUGCAGCUGCUGACCUAAAGAUUCCAGCGGGAAACUCCGAGGGUGAAAGGCACGCAGCACAGCGGUGGGAGCUGACGGGCAGGGCAGCCAGUAGCACCAUGUCUGUGACCCACGGGAAGAUGGGACUCUCCUUGACUCAGGAGAUCCUCAGUCACCUGGGCCUUGCCAACAAGACUGCAGCUUGGGGCACCCUGGGCACCCUCAGAACCUUCUUGAGCUUCAGUGUGGACAAGGAUGUACAGAGGCUGCUGAAGGCCAUAGCAGGCCAAGGUGUGGACUGUAUUGCCAUUCUGGACGUGCUGACCAACCGGAGCCGAGAGCAAAGGCAGCUCAUCUCUCGAGCCUUCCACGAACGCACCCAGCAGGACCUACUGAAGUCCUUGCAGGCAGCACUCUCUGGCAACCUGGAGAGGAUCGUGGUUGCUCUGCUGCAGCCUGCAGCCCAUCUUGAUGCCCGGGAAUUGAGGAAAGCCUUGAAGGGCUCAGGUUCUGCUGAAGAUGUGGCCUUGGAAAUUCUUGCCACCCGAACCCCACCCCAGCUGCGGGAGUGCCUGGCAGUCUACAAACACAGUAAGGGUGUGGAGGAUGGAGCUCUAAGAGCUGGACAGGACAGUCCUGUCUCCCCUGCACUCCCUGCAGGGAGCCCUGUGGGAGCCUGUCUGCCUCUUGUUCCCUUGGGGUCUCUCCUCCUCCCCCACCGCCGGGCUCAGUCUCCCCAGGGAGACAGCCAGUUGUCAUCAUUAAAGAGAGAGAAGCAAUCAUUAACCGUCGUAGUCUGGGGCUCCAGGGUGGAUCCUGAGGUAAUGACAAGGUUGAGCCCUGUGACAGUCCCAAGGGCACCCAAGUCACCUUCCCAGCCCCUUGCUGAUUCUGCCAUCACACCACAUCCCAGGCUGAAUGGACGCUCGAUGCAGCCAGGGGGAAAGGUGGGGACCUGCUCUCGUAGGUGUCAAUUCUCGGCCCCUGGCUGCUGUCCCUGCAGUGACUGCCACAUGCCUCACCCACUAAUUGAUUUCCAAGUGGAUGCUGCGGAGGACAUCAAGUCUGAGACCAGAGGCAUCUUGCGGGACUUGCUCCUGGCCCUGGCCAAAGGAGGGCGCGAGGCCUACACUGGAAUCAUUGACUAUAACCUGGCUGCACAGGACGUCCAGGCAUUAAAGCAGGCUGAAGGACCCAGCACAGAGAGGAUGUGGGUCCUUGUCUUCACCCAGCGCAAUUCCGAACACCUCGUCCGAGUGUUGAACCAGUACCAGCGGGACACAGGGCGUGAGUUGGAGAAGACUGUCCGGGCCCGUUUCCACGGAGCCGCCUGCGUGGCUCUGCUCAGCCUAGCCUUGGUGAUUCGAAACACACCCCUGUACUUUGCUGAUAAACUUCAUCAAGCCCUCCAGGAGACUGAGCCCAAUUACCAAGUACUGAUGCGCAUCCUUAUUUCUCGAAGUGAGACUGAUCUUCUAAGUAUCCGAGCCGAGUUCAGAAAGAAAUAUGGGAAGUCCCUCUACUCUUCCCUCCAGGAUGCAGUGAAAGGGGACUGCCGGUCAGCCCUACUAGCCCUGUGCAGGGCGGAAGACCUUUGAGACCUCAUCUCCGCAUGACGUUCAAGGAUCUGAGAUUCUCUUGUUUGGCUGAGCCUGCAGGAGACCAGCUGGGCCUCCAAAUAAGAUAACCCCUCACUGAGCACCACAUGUUCCAGCUUCUUGUUGAGGCCAGAACUCAAAGUUUCUUUUAAAUUCCUUCACUUCUCUCAUCUCAAAGUGAUGUCUGCACCUGGGUCCCCUAGCUCUGUCCUGGGUGUGCAAAAUGAGAUCGCUUGGAUAGUUUCUGUCCUAUUCAUUCUUCCUGAAUUCUGGCCAGAACAUCUCGCUAAUGCUUGAUUUCUUUUGGCAAACUUCACUGUCAUUUGUGUUCCCUGAUUGAAGUUUGGGUGGAGCAGGACACUGGCUGGGAGGAGGCUUUGAAGUUGGAGGUGCCUUUGAUGUGCACUUGGAUAUUCAACAGGAGUCCUGUUUGAGGCUCUAAACUGCAGUUGUCAA